GAAUCCCCUCCUCUCGAAUCUUUCCUCCUCUCUCGCCUCGCCGGCGAAACCCUAGCCCAGCUGCGGCGGCGGCGGCGAGACCGAGAGAGAGAGGCCGGAGAGAUUUUGUGGGGAGGAGGAGGAUUGGUUGACGGUAGGGCGGGGGGGACAUGGCGAGGUGCUUCCCGUACACGCGUAACCCCGUGGCGGAGUCGAUGUCUUCGGCGGCGGCGGCGGCGGUUGAGCCGGGGAUCGAUAAGCUCCAGAAAGAAAGGGAAAUGAUGCAAAAGAAGGAAAAGAAGGAAAGGAAGAAAGAGAAAAGGAGACAAAAGAAAGCUGCCCAGCUGGGUGAGAAAUAUGAGACAGAUGAUCAUCACUCUAAGCAUGGCCAUAAGAAGAGAAAGCACUCAGGCUGUGAAAUAGUUGGCGAGGAGACAAGAAAAGUUUGUAAUGUUACCAUGGAGCAUUUGGAGAAGAGCAGUCUUUCUGAAGAGCAUGAGGCUCCUUCCUACAGUCAGGCUUUGCGUUGUACCCCAGAGAGCUCACUGGACAGCACUAAGAGGCUGAGGACUGAAGUGUCAAGUAGCCCUAGUCAAACCAGAAAUGGUGUUAACAUUCGUGUAAAGUUUACACCUACAAAUCAAAGAAGAGACCCAGAAGCAACAACAGGAAUGUCAAUGAAACCAAGAGUUACUGAACAAUCACCAGUCAAAGAAACCGGAAUGGAUCUGUCCAUGGCCAAUAGGAAGAGAGAGUUCCAGCCUCAUGUCAACACAGUGUCAGUGGUGAAACAAGUUGUCUCCCAACAGAAGAACAUGUCUAUAAGGAAUGGCAAUUGUUUGGAUGAGUCAAGAAAAGUCAGUCAGCAGCAUGAUGCAAAGUCCAUGCAAAGAGUCAAUAUGGUGCAGAGAGUUAGAACUAAGUCAACACCGAUUGCUGCGAUGCAAAGAGUUGAUCCGCCUUCAUCUGAGAAGGCAGUGAUGCAAAGAGCUAAUCCUGCGCCCACAAAGGUUAUGCAAGGGGUUGAAGCUGCACCUGUGAAGUCAAUGCAGAGAGCUAAUCCCACGUCCACAAAGGUGAUGCAAGAGGUUGAAGCUACACCUGUGAAAGCAAUGCAAAUAGCUGGCCAUAUCACUCUUUCGAAAGUGUUCAACAGAGAGAGUACUCAAGUUCAGUUGAGGAAAGAAACAGGAGGUCCCCUACUUGGGGGCCAGCUUAACACAGGGCGACCUACUCUGCUAAACAAGCCCAAGGUGUGUGCUGAUCCACCUAUCUUGUUAAGCAAGCCGGAGAUGUUGUGUGUUGAGCCACCUGGCUUGUUGAACAAACCGAAGGCGCAUGUCGAACCACCUGUUGUCAAGCAGCAGCAACAGAUUGUGCCCGAAGCACAAGAAGAGCCUUGUUCUGUUGGAAGUGUCUUGGCAGCAGCAUCCCCAGUAACAGAGGCACAACAGUCCAGCUCUGACCGGAAAAGCCGCAAGGCUGAGAAGAAAGGGAGGAAGCUUGCAGAUUUGUUUGUGAACUGGAAACCAUCACCCACACAGAUGGAAGAUACAGAUGUUGGUGACCAGGACUGGCUCUUCAGCUGCCGGGCGACCCCUAAAAAUAACUGCAGGACCUUCGAUGGAUCAGCAAGGUGUCAGCCUACCGAGCAGCUCUUCUCGCUGCAGCCCAGAGCAGUCCAUUUGCCUGACCUUCUUAUGUAUCAGCUGCCGUUUGUUGUGCCUUUUUAGGUUAUAAGUUUAGAUUUAGAUGAGUGACGGUUGUAAGUAGCUUAAUGGGCAGUGGACAACAAGAAGCUGUGAAGCUUUGUGGGAACUGGGAGCCGUGUUUCCUUGCUUCAGUUUUCCAGCUUAUAUGUUCUGUUGUAUGAAAAUCAUUAAAUCAGUGGAGAUAAUAACAAGCGAAAAAAAACUUCACACACUGUU
Molecule: messenger RNA, 1907 nt
Organism: Oryza sativa Japonica Group (Japanese rice)
Lineage: Eukaryota; Viridiplantae; Streptophyta; Magnoliopsida; Poales; Poaceae
Source: RefSeq, a predicted model, not a curated record